CGCCUUAAAAACAGAGCUGGUGCUCAGGUCGCUGCCGCUUUGAGCAAGAUCCAGCGUCGCUGCGGUUAACCCUGACCUCUUUGGAGACCCCGCACAGCCAUGGCCAGCAAGGGCUUGCAGGACCUGAAGCAGCAAGUGGAGGGGGCGGCUCAGGAAGCUGUGACUGCAGCUGGAGCAGCAGCUCAGCAAGUGGUGGAUCCCACAGAAGCAGGGCAGAAAGCCAUGGACCAGGUGGCCAAGUCUACCCAGGAAACCAUCGACAAGACUGCUAACCAGGCCUCGGAGACUUUCUCCGGUUUUGGGAAAAAAUUCGGCCUCCUAAAAUGACAGAAAGGAGACGAGGGUGACUUCCUACCAGGUCCUGAGCUCUAGCAGGCUCUUAGCCGGCCCUCUCAUUAAAGCACAUAU
This is a messenger RNA of Sus scrofa (pig), 408 nucleotides long. It is a transcript of the gene ADIRF, whose product is annotated as adipogenesis regulatory factor. Lineage: Eukaryota; Metazoa; Chordata; Mammalia; Artiodactyla; Suidae. Gene Ontology annotation, cellular component: nucleus. The record is from RefSeq and is marked validated. Gene Ontology annotation, biological process: positive regulation of fat cell differentiation.